This is a messenger RNA of Aspergillus nidulans FGSC A4, 1899 nucleotides long. RefSeq lists its product as uncharacterized. Gene Ontology annotation, cellular component: extracellular region. The record is from RefSeq and is a predicted model, not a curated record. Bases 1 to 1899 code for a protein of 632 amino acids. The transcript is spliced from 6 exons. Gene Ontology annotation, molecular function: chitin binding. Lineage: Eukaryota; Fungi; Ascomycota; Eurotiomycetes; Eurotiales; Aspergillaceae.
AUGAAGAGGACACUCCUGCUCGCCGCAGCCUAUCUGCUCCGGUCUGCAAAUGCGGACUGUGCUGUAUACACCGUCCAAGCCGGGGAUACCUGCGUCAGCAUUGGCCGGUCAACUAAUGCAACGUAUGCGCAGCUUCUGGCUUGGAACUCGGAAAUCAACAUUCAAUGCUCGAACCUCGGGAGUCUCACCGGUUCGGAGCUGUGCGUGAGCAAUCCCUUGGGCAAUUAUGGAAUUCCUACGAAUACCUUGGGCAGUCCCGAGAUUGUAACCACAGUGGUGCCCGCCCCGUCGCCAACCCCAGACGACACAAACUCGAACUGUGGCGAGUACUAUCUUGUAGUGACAGGCGACGACUGCGGGACUGUGACCACCCAAUUCCAAAUCACAUUAGACGAUUUCCUCUUCCUCAACCCACAAGUAUGGGACAACUGUACCAACCUCAUGAGAGACUACUAUUACUGCGUACGCCCAGUGGGAUACAUUACGACGUACCCUGGAUACGGCGGGUCAGCGACGACAGAACCAUUCGUGCAGACUCCCUCGACUCCGGUCCCGGAGAACCCGCUCGCAAACUAUUCUUCCUCGCAGCCAGUGAUCCCAAUCGCAAAUAAGACGCGGCUUGACUGCUACCACUACAUCACAUUCGACAAUAUUACCGAAAAUGAGGCCGCCAACUGCUGGAACCUCGCUGGAAUAGUCGGAGUAUCUCCCGAGGAACUCAUCCUCUGGAACCCCUCCCUAGCAGAAAACAGCACAAGUAUCGAGCCACCCGCCACGAUAACAACCAGCAGCGUCACCCGAACGAUAACCAGCAACCCCUACGCGUACCCCUGCACAUUGUCCGAAAGCACCUCCUACUGCGUCGCCGUCGCCUCCCCAACAACAAGCGAUGGCCAAGCGUCAGCCAUCGCAACGCCAGUCCCACGCGCCGCAGGCGAAAUCGCAAACUGCACCCAGUGGUUCCAUGUCGAAUCUGUCCGUGAUACCUGCGAGAGUAUCCUCAACACGUACUGGCUUGCUUUUGAGGAGUUCUAUGCGAUGAACCCGUCUGUUAAGGAGGACUGCAGCGGGCUUGUGUUGGGGACAUAUUAUUGCGUCUCAACGUAUCCGGAUGGUGUUCCGCCGGGUCAACCGGACUGGACGGGACCGACGUUUCCACUGCCUGAUGAGACAGCGACAGCAACAAGUACAACGACGUCGACAUCUGGUGUGUCUACGCCGUCCCCUGUCCAAACGGGGAUUAUCGAAACGUGCAACGAGUUCUACAAGGUUGUUACAGGCGAUACAUGCUAUGAUAUCGCAGUAGAGAACGAUGUCGCGCUGUCGGAUUUUUACGAUUGGAAUCCGGCUGUCAAGACGGAUUGUACGGGGCUACAGGCUGAUGUGUAUGUAUGCGUUGGGGUGCAGGCUCCCAGUAGCACCACCACUACAACAAUACCGACAUCUGAUGUCUCUACCCCUACACCUAUCCAAUCCGGGAUGGUCACUACCUGCAGCGAGUUCUACUUCGUUGCCAGCGGCAACAGCUGUUACGACAUUGCAGUCGACAACGGUAUCGAACUAGCAUCCUUCUACGACUGGAAUCCCGCUGUGCAAACUGACUGUUCGGGUCUCCAAGCAAAUGUAUACGUCUGUGUGGGCGUUUCAGGGGGCACACCUACCGCAACAACAAGUAUAGCGACAAUGUCGACAACGGCGAUUUCAACACCCACACCAACGCAAGCAGGUAUGGUAGACAACUGCGGGGAGUUUUACCUCGUCCAGGCGGGAGACGGGUGCUGGAAUCUGGCAAAUGAACAGGGGAUUGCGCUGGGGGCCUUUUACGUGUGGAAUCCGGCUGUGAAAGAUGAUUGUUCUGGGUUGCAGGCGGAUGUCUAUGUUUGUGUUGGUCUUGCAUAG